AUGAGAGAGCAGAUAGGAUUGUGAUGAUGAGGAUGAUGAUGGUGAUGAUGAAGAUGAUGGUGAUGGUUCCUUGAUUCACUCUCCAAAAAACUCAAUUCUAGGGUUUCGUAUCUGAUUCUCGAACUUGUUAGCUCCACAAUUGUGUUUAUGGAAACGACUUCGGUCGGGGACGGAAGGAUCUGAUACGGGGGCUUCGAAGAUGACGGAGGAGGGAUCGGAAAGGGACAACGGCCGAUUGGCGUCUCUCGAUUCGAUCGAGUCGCGGUGGGUGUUUCAGGACGAGGAGGAUUCCGAUGCCGAUGACGAGGGCACCGAUGCGGCGGAGAGUGCGGACAGUUCGGUCCAGUGCAACGGCGUGGACUCCGACGAUGAGGAUGAUAAUGCGGAACAGCGGCUGAUCAGGACCGGUCCUCGGAUCGACUCAUUUGAUGUUGAGGCUCUCGAGGUCCCUGGCGCUCAGAAGAAUGACUUUGAGGACCCUACUCUAGGGAGGAAAAUCGGAUUGGUUUUCCAGACACUUGGUGUUGUUUUCGGAGAUGUGGGAACAAGCCCGCUGUAUACCUUCAGUGUGAUGUUUAGUAAAGCCCCUGUGAAUGGGAAUGAAGAUGUUCUUGGCGCAUUGUCACUGGUGUUGUACACAUUAUUUCUGUUCCCUUUGGUAAAAUAUGUCCUUAUUGUUCUCUGGGCAAAUGACGAUGGUGAAGGUGGUACAUUUGCUCUAUACUCGUUGCUUUGUAGGCACGCUAAGGUUAAUCUUCUCCCCAACCAACUGCCAUCAGAUGCUCGCAUAUCGAGCUUCAGACUCAAGGUUCCAUCUCCCGAACUUGAGAGGUCUUUAAAAAUAAAGGAAAGACUUGAAUCAUCACUUACAUUGAAAAAGCUUCUUCUGAUGUUAGUUCUUGCUGGCACCUCCAUGGUGAUCGCUGAUGCUGUCGUGACUCCUGCUAUGUCAGUGAUGUCUGCCAUGGGUGGCUUAAAAGUUGGCUUCGCUGCAAUUGAGCAAGAUGAAGUGAAGAUGAUAUCAGUGGCAUUUCUUGUUAUUUUGUUCAGUUUACAGAAGUAUGGAACAAGUAAAACAGGGAUUGCAGUUGGUCCAGCAUUAUUCAUUUGGUUUUGCUCUCUUGGGGGAAUUGGACUUUAUAACAUUAUGAAGUACAACAAUGGUGUAUUAAAAGCAUUUAAUCCAGUUCACAUAUACUACUAUUUCCAAAGAAAUUCUACCAAGGCCUGGCGUGCACUAGGCGGCUGUCUUUUGUGUGCAACAGGCUCUGAAGCAAUGUUUGCAGAUCUAUGCUACUUUUCUGUGCGGUCAGUUCAGCUUACCUUUUUACUUCUCGUUCUGCCAUGCCUUCUGCUGGGUUACCUUGGUCAAGCUGCGUAUUUGAUGGAUAAUCAUGCUGAUACAACAGAAGCAUUUUUCACUUCUUUACCAAGCGGAACUUUUUGGCCCGUUCUUUUAAUUGCUAAUAUAGCAGCAUUGAUUGCCAGUAGAGCAAUGACCACCGCAACUUUUUCUUGUAUUAAGCAAUCAAUAGCUCUAGGAUGCUUUCCGCGCCUCAAAAUUAUACACACAUCAAGGAAAUUCAUGGGACAGAUUUAUAUUCCCAUCAUGAAUUGGUUUCUGCUGGCAUUGUCUUUGGUGUUGGUCUGCUCUAUCUCAAAUAUUUAUGAGAUCGGAAAUGCUUAUGGCAUUGCCGAGCUUGGAGUGAUGAUGAUGAGCACAACACUUGUAACCAUUGUUAUGCUUCUCAUAUGGCAGAUAAACAUAAUUAUUGUGCUGAGCUUUGUCACAAUUUUCUUGGGUUUGGAGUUGACAUUCUUUUCUUCAGUGAUAUGGAGUGUGGGAGAUGGGAGUUGGAUCAUACUGGUGUUUGCUGUCGUCUUGUUUCUGAUAAUGUACAUAUGGAACUAUGGAAGCAAGCUGAAGUAUGAAACUGAGGUCAAGAAUAAGAUGUCCAUGGAUUUGUUGCGGGAAUUGGGGCCAAACCUCGGAACGAUCCGAGCUCCUGGAAUUGGAUUGGUUUACAAUGAACUUGCUAAGGGUAUACCUGCAAUCUUUGGCCAUUUCCUUACCACCCUGCCAGCCGUGCACUCAAUGAUCAUUUUUGUGUGUAUAAAAUAUGUCCCUGUCCCUGUCGUGCCUCAAAGUGAAAGGUUUUUGUUCCGGCGUGUCUGCCUCAAAAGCUACCACAUUUUCCGUUGUGUUGCCCGAUACGGCUACAAGGACGCCCGCAAGGAACACCACCAGAUCUUUGAGCAGCUCCUGAUCGAGUCUCUCGAGAAAUUCAUCAGAAGAGAAGCUCAGGAACGGCAACUCGAAAGUGACGGCGACGACGAGGAUUCAAACUCCGAAGAGGAAGGUGGGCCAUUCUUCUCAUCGCCGAGAGUCCUCGUGGGCCCCAACGGGAGCAUGUACACGCUAGGGGUCCCUCUCCUUUCCGACAUAAGGGACACCGGGAAAUCGGCGGCCGUCGAGGAGGAGCUCGUGGAGGAGGAGGAGCGGCAGCGGCGGCUGGUGGGGUCGGAGGCGGAGCAGAGUCUGGAGAAGGAGCUGUCGUUCAUACACAAAGCAAAGGAGUGUGGGGUAGUCUACCUUCUGGGGCACGGGGAUAUAAGGGCAAGGAAGGACUCUUGGUUCAUUAAGAAGCUCAUCAUAAACUAUUUCUAUGCAUUUCUGAGGAAGAACUCCAGGAGGGGAAUUGCCAAUCUCAGCGUCCCCCACUCUCACCUCGUCCAGGUCGGUAUGACUUACAUGGUCUGACUCCUUUUUUUUCUUUUUUUUUUUGGGAAAAAUUUACCCAAUACUCUGAGAUUUACAAGAUUGCAUAAUUAUUACCAACACUACCAGAAAUUCAAUAUUUGUACAAUAAUACUUCAAGAUUUUGCAUAUUGAUCAAAGAUAUGCCUAAAAAUUGUGGGAUCCAUAUAAACAUUAAAAUGUUUCUUGGAGUAUUUUUGUAAGUAUAUUAAAUUUCUAGGGACAGUGAUGAUAAUUAUGCAAUUUUGGAGUACUUGUGUGAAAUCUAAGAAUUCUGAGAGUAUUGGCGUGAAUUUUUCCUGUUUUUUUCCCGCCCACUAUGCAAAUUGAGUUCAUACAGAACGUGAGAACUACGUACAUUCUUGUUGUCUCUUUGAAGCUAAGAUUCAUUUGUUCAAUUUUUUUUUUAAAUUUCUUCUUCUCACUUGGGUUGCAUGUAUUUAUUGUGAACCAUGUGAUGGUUUUGUGUUUAAGAGAUUUUGCAGUUUG
Molecule: messenger RNA, 3247 nt
Organism: Cuscuta campestris
Lineage: Eukaryota; Viridiplantae; Streptophyta; Magnoliopsida; Solanales; Convolvulaceae
Source: the annotation of a GenBank genome assembly